Coccomyxa subellipsoidea C-169 is the source of this 1074-nucleotide messenger RNA. Its product is annotated as WD40 repeat-like protein. Gene Ontology annotation, biological process: proteasome-mediated ubiquitin-dependent protein catabolic process. Gene Ontology annotation, cellular component: nucleus. The record is from RefSeq and is a predicted model, not a curated record. The annotation marks the transcript as partial. The transcript has 9 exons. NCBI's taxonomy places the organism in Eukaryota, Viridiplantae, Chlorophyta, Trebouxiophyceae, Coccomyxaceae. Gene Ontology annotation, molecular function: protein binding; protein-macromolecule adaptor activity.
UGCGCAGUGCUGUCCAAGCCAUACUUUGAGGACUUUUGCAAUGACUCAAAGAUCGGAGGAGGCACCAUCCAGAUCAACCCAGGGGGAAUGCCCAGCCCGCCCUUCACAGUGCGAUACAACCAGGUGGCGGGCUUUAAUCAGGGGAAAUGGAUUGCAAUAGGGGACGAAGAGGGACACGUGUCAAUCGUGGAUGGGACCCUCGAGCUGCCAGAGGCGCUGACCCCUGGCAUGCCUAAUGGCCGGCGUGCCACUGCGCAGUGGGUGGCACACCACAAUGCCAUCUUUGAUCUGGCCUGGUUUCAGGAGGAUGAGCGGAUGCUGACUGGAUCUGGCGACCAGUGUGUGCACCUGUGGGACACCGCCUCUGCGCGCGGCGUGGGGCAGUUCCGAGGCCACAACGGCAGCGUCAAAUCCGUGUGCCCCCACGCGACCAACCGCAACAUCUUCGCCUCAGGGGCCAGGGACGGCGCUAUGAUGGUGUGGGAUAUUCGCUGCCCGGCCAUCAUGUGCAACCGCAGCAACACCGCCUACCAGGCACCUGUGCUAGCCGUCCAGGAGGUCGGAGCAGCAAAGGGGGCAAAGGGCCGCCGGCGCAAGUACGGCCCCUUUGAGACCAAGCACACCGUCACCUCGGUCGUCUUCCUUCACAGCGAGUACCUCCUAGCGACCGCCGGUGACAGGGACGACGUGGUCAAGUUUUGGGAUAUGCGCCGAAUCACAGAGCCCAGCCUGCACCUGGCGCUGCCCAAGCACCUGCCCAGCUCAGACUUCCUGCUGCCCAUGCACGGCGUCACAUGCCUCGCUCUAAAUCACCAGGGCACGAGGCUGCUGGUGAGUUGCAACAGCGCGACGCAUCACAUGUAUGACGCGCUGAGGCCGGACUCGCAGCCGGUGGCUUCCUUCUGGGGCCACAUGAACGGCUCCUUCUACAUCCGCGCCUGCUUCUCGCCCGACGGCGGCCACAUCUUGUCAGGGUCAUCGGACCACAAGGCUUACAUCUGGGCGGUGGACGAGCCGCAGCGGCCGCCGGUGGCGCUGGACGGCGCGGCCGGGGAGGUUACGGGCGUCGCAUGG